Molecule: messenger RNA, 2103 nt
Organism: Thunnus maccoyii (southern bluefin tuna)
Lineage: Eukaryota; Metazoa; Chordata; Actinopteri; Scombriformes; Scombridae
Product: carbohydrate sulfotransferase 8-like
Exons: 4
Coding region: 111-1499 (462 amino acids)
Biological process (GO): carbohydrate biosynthetic process; proteoglycan biosynthetic process
Cellular component (GO): membrane
Molecular function (GO): sulfotransferase activity
Source: RefSeq, a predicted model, not a curated record
CUCUGAACCCAUCAUCCCCUCAGAUCUUCUGAUCAAUCGCUGCUCUUCAUUCCACGCUCCCAGUUCAAAUCAAGAGAACUUAUUACAUUAGUGUCUGACUGUACUGCAUCAUGCUGUUGAUGAAGUGGAGGAUGGUGGUGGACUCCCUGUGUGGACGGAAGAGGAGGGUGCCCUGUUCCUUCUGGUUUCUCCUGCUGUUCGCUGCUGGAGGUCUGGUUCUCUUCAUCCACCAGCAGGAUCUCUCAGAGAUGGCCCAGCAACAAGGCCCAGGCGUGAAGCUGGGAAGCACUCCACGGCAGUCCAGAGAGACUCUUUCCACUCAAGACAGAAGGAGAGGCAAAUCUGACAAUUAUCAGGACCUCCAAACAGCAGAAGACAUCUUGUCCAGCCCAAUCCCUCCAAUGCAGUUCCCACACUUUGAGAAGAGUGGACAGAUGGCCACCCCUGGGUCUCCGGAGCAGGACAUAGGCUUGAUUCGUGUCUCCAAAAGACAGCGCAAACUGCUGAAAACUACCCCUCCGAUCCAUCACACCACCAAUAAUGUUUCUUUCUCCUCUUCCUCUUCUUCCACAUCUUCCUCCUCAUCUUCCUCAUCCUCAGUUUUGUCCUCCUCCGCCUCAGUGUUGUCCUCCUCUGCCACAGGCUCUUUAUCCCUUGAGAGGUGGAGAAAGCUCUCCAAUAUCCUGGAAGCACGUCGACAACUGAUGAAGGAGAUGUGUGCUAAGUACAAAAGCAGCAUCUCCAGGACUGUCACACGUCAUCACGUGAAAGACAUCUUUGUUGAGGACAAGUACAAGUUGUUGUACUGCCAGGUACCCAAAGCGGGCUGUUCCAACUGGAAGAGGACCCUGAUAGUGCUGGCGGGCAAGGCCUCCGAUAUUCAGAACCUUAAACACGACACAGUCCACAAUGGAAACCAUCUCAGGACGCUUAACAGCUUUGACCAAAAGGGAAUCAUGUACCGUCUGAAAACCUACACCAAAGUCAUGUUUGUCCGAGAGCCCUUGGAGAGACUAGUGUCUGCUUACAGGGACAAGUUUGAGAAUCCCAAUGACUACUACCACUCCCUGUUUGGGAAACCCAUCAUCAACAAGUACAGAGUGAAUGCAUCCAAGGCAGCCCUGGAGACAGGCAACGGGGUCACAUUCCAUGAGUUUGUCCAGUACCUGCUGGACGUCCACCGACCUGUGGGAAUGGACAUCCAUUGGGAGCAGGCAAAUCAGAUCUGCAACCCUUGUCACAUAGACUACGACUUUAUCGGCAAGUUUGAGAACAUGGAGGAAGAGUCCAACUUUCUCCUGCGACUGACUGGGGCGCCACCCAACGUCAGGCUGCCCAGUUUUAAAGAUAGGAACCCAGCCGACAAGAAGACCUCUACGCCAAUCACACAAAAAUACUUUUCACAGGUCAGCAUGUUGGAGAGACAGCGAGUCUAUGACUUCUAUUACAUGGACUAUCUGAUGUUUAACUACUCCAAACCUUUUAAAGAUUUAUAUUGACUGACUCCUGUCAAGACUCUUCCCCAAACACAGUCACAUUCCACUACUUCUACAUCUCUACCACGAUAGUAAUCUUACCAAUAUAAGGAGGCUCACUCAUAUACCCACAUGGAUCUUUGCAUCUAAGCAGAGAGAUCAGAGACCAAACUUCCUCUGAAUUUGGCUGCUUUUUAUGAAUAAAUUUCUACCAGAUUACAGUAUCUCAAAUUUUUAACAACUAUGUAAUGAAAAAGUUCAUGUGAUGUAAUAAAUACUCUAACUUGUCCUGAAAUCAAGGUAUUUAUUCACAAGUAGCACACAUGGUGAGGUUGAAUUUUAAAAUCAUAAAUGUUAUGCUUCAAGAAUAAUUAAUUAUUGUUCAACAGGCUUUAAAUUAUGCCAUACUGUGAGUCAAAUAGCAUUUGCAAAUGCAUUUUAAGGUUUGAUCCAACUUAAGCACAGCUUGUGUGUGAUUUGAUUUAGGUUCCAGUCACAUUCUUAAAUUCAGAAGUUAUUUCGGUAACACUUUAUUUUACAGGUCCUUUCAUUUUAAACUAAUUUCCUAGAAAAUUUAGUAAGUAAUUUGGAAUUAUUUAAUGGUAGAACAUUACUUCUUUAGAACAGA